AUGGUAUGGGCGGGCAUUGAAGCAGGGAGCACAGGAAAGAGGGGAAGAAAACACCUGGAGUGGAGGAGCCAUGCUGAACUUUGGCAGUGGCUGGACCAAGCAAGAUCAAGUGGUGCCAUCGAAGCUAAGGGGAUGCAGUGGAUGGGGGUCACUGGGAGGGAUCUCAUUCUAGGAAGGACGGAGAAAGAAUGGGCAGAGGCAAUGGUCGCAUACAAAGCCUGGCUGGAACAAAGGUGAGCACAAGUGAUGCGGACGCACACAGGCACGUAACUGAUUUGUUGCGUCAUUGACAGUGCACCGGUGGAAGAGACCAUUUGGGAGAUUUUUGAGAGGCGGGCUUGGUCAGAGGAGGAAGUACCAGCCUGGCGGGGUCACCCGGCCUAUCAGGCUUUUGAAAUGGCUUUUGCCAUGCUUGGUGAGUUGCUCGACAGCGCCAGUAGCCUGCCGCCAGCCAUGCAGUGGGCGCUGGUGCUGGAAAGCACAGCCAAGGAGGUGCUUGCCGGAAAAUUGCUGUGGCAACGCAUGCAUGAGACUUGCAGGAUCACUAGUACAUGGGUGUGCUAUGUACAUGAAGCCUCCUGCUCUCAGUCGCGGUUUUGAACAGUCCAAAUCCCUCAAGGCGCUUUGAAAGGAUUCCGAGCUCCCCGCCACGUUCGCUGUAAAUCAUCUUCUUCCCUAUGUUCGAGAAGAACCAUAAGGUCUUGCGUGCGCAAUUUUCGUCUGACAUUGUGAUCUGCCAUGUCAAAAGCCACUCAGACUUCCCACGCUUGAGCGGUCCCUUUUGCUUGCAUACGACGCAAGGCGAUCGUCUGCUUUUUUUGAGGGGGGAGCGGGUUGAGGGCUCGAGAUGCGGUGCUGUGAAAGGCUUCUCAUCAAGGUGACAAAGCGCCGCAAGGCUUUAUCACCAGCAUGCAGAGAUGCAAACACGGAGGUGUGCGGCGUGGUCUCAAAGAAGUGAUGGCGCAAAGCACUGCUCUCAAGAACGAUGUGGGCAAAAGAUACACGCCAAUCAGUCACAGCAAGACUAUAGCACAUCUGUGCGUGUUGGGGUCACACAAGAAAAUCGGACGCUUAUGUGGUUGCGACUCACGUCUGCAACUGCUCAAUGUACAACUAAAUAGCGUGACAGGAGAAGUUUGAAUGGGACAGUCAUAAACUCAUAAACGUCUGCACUCAUCCUUGCCAGAAUGCGCGCUGCAGGUGAAGACAAGCAGAGUGCAUGCUGACUUUAGCGCUGGUGUCUGUAGCCAUCACUUCGGCCUUUAGGAUUGCGCAAGGUUCAUCAUACUUUGCAUCCUACCAGGCGCGUCUCGUGGCACAGAGGCAGUCGUGGACAGGGGAAUCAUUCUAA
Messenger RNA from Ceraceosorus bombacis, 1351 nucleotides. The record is from the annotation of a GenBank genome assembly. NCBI's taxonomy places the organism in Eukaryota, Fungi, Basidiomycota, Exobasidiomycetes, Ceraceosorales, Ceraceosoraceae.